AUGAAUAGCAAACACAAGGAAAUUCUUCACACUCAUCGGAAGUUUCUCAUUACGAAUAUUAUAUGGACAGAGGAUUUAUGUAAACGAUUGCAGGACGCAUCUCUCCUACCGGACUCAACGGUGAAGGAUAUCAAGGCCCAAAAAGACAGAGAUGCUAAAAUAUCAAAGUUAUUGGAAGUACUUCCUGUGCGGGGUGCGCAUGCGUACGAACAUUUUUGUGAUGUUUUACAACUUACGGGUCAUUAUUUCCUGUCCGACUUCCUUCGCGAAGAAGAUAUUGUUAGUGAGAAAUAUGACGCAAAGGAGUUAUAUAAAAAGAUGAAGUUCCUGGAAAGAUUGAAGGAACACGAAAAGCAAGAACUGGAGGAUUAUUUCUUGGAAAAGUUCCGAGGAGAUUCUUUACGGAUGGUUUGGAAGCAUGAUUUCCGAGAAAAAGCCAAAGCGAUAGACGCCAAACGCGAUCAACUGGAACAGCAUUUCACGUACGAAAUUGCACAAAAGAAAACAAAAGAAACCGCCAAUCAACUGGAGCACGAGUUAAAAGACGAGAAAGAAAAUGCUGCAGUGCUGAGGUCCCAAAUCAACAUCAUGAAACAAGAACUCAAGGAUUUGGAGGCAAAAAGGAUGAGUGAUUUAGGAAAACAGUUAAGGUAUACCGAGGUAAAUGAGUCAGUUUUACAACGAACGAGCAAACGACUAGAGUUGGCGGAGAAAACCCUUAGGGGAGUAAAUGAUAAAAUAUCCAAACUAAUAACGAGACGACAACGUCCCCAAAAUGAAAAGGACGAAAUGGAAUUGCAGAAGUACGAGUUUUCCUUCGUAGUUGAAGAUAUGGAUAUUGUGAUGGAGUCUUAUCAGGAUUUGUUACUGAUUCGUAGAAAGUACAACGAACUUUUAGAGGAAAAAGAUUACGUUUUAGCGCAUAUGGGACAUACAGAUCCCGCAACAAAUCCUACAUUAAAGGACGCAUAUCGAGAUUUCGUCGCAGCGAAUGACUCCACAAUGCAAGAACUGGAAAACAAAAUGCUGAACUUUCAACGGCUUGUAGAGGAACAGAAAGAAAAGAUUCUAGAUAUGAAUAAAGAAAAGGUUGAGUCAAACAACAAAUUUCAGCUAGGCGCAAAUGUUUGGCAAGCAGCCAUUAUGAAUGUCAUGAGAAAUCAACUACAGGAUGUAAAGAAGGAAUCUAGAGUGAAGGAUACUAGACUCAAGAUGUACGAAAAUGAAAUGUCUAAGAUGAGAGGAAAGAUCAGCGAUCUGGAAAAGGAGAGAGAACUGAAGAUGAAAACCAUGUCACUGUCUGGGGAACCAAAGACAAGAUUGUCAGUCGAGUUCAAUGGAGGUAAUUCGAGGUCUCCACGGUCAACGAGUUCCAUAUCAAGCACUGCGGGUAUAGACGAUCUGGAAUUAGCUGAGGAUAGGCGUAGACAUGUUACAUCGUCUUUGGAUCACAAUGGGAAACCGCAUAAAGAAUCCAUGCUACCACCCUUGAAACCGCAGAUUUUCAAUUCAGCAGAUGCAGGUGCUUCACGUAGCUAUACACCUAGAAAAAACAGCUUUAGACCGAAACCAUUAGGGGCAUGGAACAAGGGAAAUAAUGAUAUCGGCAUGGCACCCCUACCCGACGGUCUGACAACGGCACCUGUCAAGUUUGGAAAUAGAAAAAAUCAAUACGCACAAUUGCCAAUGGGAUUCGGCGAUCUCAAAAGUAUGUCUAACCAAGGAAAAUCCAAGUUCGAAAAAUCUUUAGGACCAUCAACGAAAAUUAGGUUUUAG
Molecule: messenger RNA, 1776 nt
Organism: Ylistrum balloti
Lineage: Eukaryota; Metazoa; Mollusca; Bivalvia; Pectinida; Pectinidae
Product: myosin heavy chain, embryonic smooth muscle isoform-like
Exons: 4
Coding region: 1-1776 (591 amino acids)
Biological process (GO): regulation of apoptotic process
Molecular function (GO): death domain binding; protease binding
Source: RefSeq, a predicted model, not a curated record